Messenger RNA from Motacilla alba alba, 665 nucleotides. RefSeq names its product basic proline-rich protein-like. The transcript has 3 exons. Lineage: Eukaryota; Metazoa; Chordata; Aves; Passeriformes; Motacillidae. Bases 1 to 630 code for a protein of 209 amino acids. The record is from RefSeq and is a predicted model, not a curated record.
AUGGAGAGGAGGGCGGGUGGCUGCGCGCCCGGCGCCGCCUUUUUAAAGCUGGAAAACACCCCCCCCCCCCCCCCCCCCCAACCUCCCUUCCCCUCCCGGCCCCUCUCCCCGCCCCGGCCCCGUGAUGUCAGCCGGGCCUCGGCCCCGCCGCCGGCGAGCGGCCAGCGGGAGGCGGGCACCGGCGGGCACCGACGGGCCCCGGCCGCCCGCCCCUCCACGGGGCACGGCGCCCGCCCAGCCCCGGCCCCGCCGCCACCGCCACCGCCCGCGGGGUCCCCUCAGCCUGCGGGAGCCGGGUGCCCUCCUGCGGGAGAACGGGCGGCGCGCCGGGGUCGCAAAGUGAAGCAGGGAGAAGAAGAGAUCCCACUGCGACUCCUCCUCUCACCUCCCAUCUCCGGGAUGCCCCGUCCCGGCCCCCGACGCGGCCGUGAUACCCCGGCCGAGGCGGGAGCCUCCCGGACAGGAGCUGCUGAGAGGGCCCGCGCCGCCCCCGCUCCCAGCCCUGCUCCCCUCACUCCCCGCUCCCGCUCCGUCCUCCCUCUCUCCCCACAGCUGGCAGGAGGGAACCAAAGUUUUGGAAUGGGACAUGCGGGCCAUUGGGGGGGUUUUGAGCAUAUAUCUGGUGUGUGAAGAAAAAGAAAAAAAUCAUAAAUCUAGUCCCUGAC